UCCGUAAACAUAUCACAGUUUACAGUUUAUGACGGGAAAAGUUCAGCCAACACCCUUUUGUGUCUGAUUUCCCACCGCCCGUGAAAGCCGCAUUAAAGCGACACGGUCCUUCCUCACGGCGCUGCGCUUCAUGAUUUGAGGAGGAGAAAAUCUGAGAAUCAUGUUGGAAAAUGUCCCCACAAUGUCCUCGGUCGAGCGUCAGCAGGUCCUCUCGGCUCUGGACAGACUUCAGUCCAAACUGGUUCAGAGGGAAGAAUGGACCCACAGCGACAACAUGAAGAACCUGAAGGAGGCGCUACAGAGCCCCCUGUUCAACCACAUACUGACCCUGCAGUACUCCAUCAAACAACUACGACACCAGUUGAACAGUUUACCCGCCGACGCUCACGCAGACUUCAGUUUUUCUCCCAAAGGGCAGCUCGUCCUCGGCUCCGUGGCCCCGCCCCCCGCCUCAUCUCUGUCCAAUCACAGCGCUCCGAGCACGCACCAAGCCCCGCCCCCUGCCUUUGAUCUGCAGACGUGGAUCGCCGCCAACGCAAAGGGGCGUCACACAGAGCUGGUGCGUUUGUCUCGUCCGGUCUCUGGGGGUCUGGGCUUCAGUGUCGUGGGUCUGACUCCAGGAGGCAGCAGCUGUCAGGGGGUUUACAUCAAACAUGUGCAGCCUGGAGGAGUGGCCCACAGGAGCGGUGGUCUCCAGGAGAAGGAUCAGAUCUUGGUGAUAAACGGUCGUGCGUUGGAGGCGGGGGUGAGCCAGCAGGAGGCGCUGUCCCUGCUGCAGAGCGGAGACGCCGUGGAGCUGGUGGUCGCCCGGGACCCGCCCCCGAACGCCUCACAGACCAAUGACAGGAACGAGAGGAACGACAGGACCACGAACGCACCACUGCACUCGCCCGAUAUCGACACGUCUCAGUGGGGUCACGUGGAGCAGAUCGAGUUGGUGAACGACGGAUCAGGACUCGGAUUUGGAAUCGUUGGAGGAAAAUCUGGAAUCGUGGUCCGAACUCUGCUCCCAGACAGUGUCGCACACAGAGACGGGCGUCUUCGUACAGGUGACCACAUCCUGUCCAUAGGCUCCGCCCCCACGGCUCACCUGAGCAGUGAGCAGGUGGUGUCGGCGCUCCAGGCCUGCGGGAGCCGCGUCCGCAUGAUCAUCGCCCGAGACUACAGAGGUCAGAGGUCACAGGGCCCGCCCCCUCCUCCAGACUCUGCCCCCGUGUCCGCUCUGGCCUCGCCCCCUCUGCCAGACUCCGCCCCCGUGUCUGCCCUGGCCCCGCCCCCUCCCAGAACCCAGCCCCAGAGACGAGUCAGCAAAACGCCCAAUCUUGAAGGAUACGAGAUCCACGAAGUUUCACUGACAAAGAAACAAGGACAGAGUCUCGGGAUUUCAAUCAUCGGAUACAACCCCCUGACCAGCCAAGAUGCUGUGGGGGUGUUUGUGAAGAACGUGGUCCCGGGCAGCGCGGCCGAGCAGAGCGGAAACAUCCGAGUGCACGACCGGAUCCUCGCCCUGAAUGGUGUGAGUCUUCACGGUCGGACCAAUCAGGAGGUUCUGGAGGUGAUGAAGCAGACGGGUCAGACCGUGGUCCUGACUCUGGUCCGGAAGAAGAGGGCGCUAGAGAGAUCCCUGGACAAAGUGGAGAGGACAGAGUCUCGAGUGUCUCUCAGGAGGUCCGUGGAGCUCAGGGCCCGAACCCAGAGCCGACAGGAGCAGGGCCGACAGGAGCAGAGCCGCAUCACAGCCAGAGCGUCGGAGGCCGAGCUCAGGGCCAAAUGGGAACAGGCUCUGGGACCAAACUACAGAGUCCUGGUGGUGAACUUGGACCCGGUGAUCGAGGACGACGAGGAGCUGCAGAAAUCCUCCAAGCUGCUGCCCGUUCACACGGUUCGUCUCGGGGUGGAGUUGGACUCGUUCGAUGGACAUCACUACGUCUCGUCUGUGAUUCCUGAAGGUCCCGUCGACAAACACGGAGAGUUGAGGCCCGAGGACGAGCUGCUGGAGGUGAACGACGUGCAGGUUUAUGGUAAAUCUCGUCGGGAGGUGAUCGCGUUCCUUAAAGAAGUCCCUCCUCCGUUCACGCUCGUCUGCUGCCGGCACCUGUCUGCGGACCAAGACCCAGACCAGGACCAGGACCAGGACCAGGGUCUAGACUCGGACUCGGACCAGGACUCGGACUUGGUGGAGCCUCCGAAGUACCAGGCUCAGUUUGAGAGUCGAUAUGAAGCGGAGUCGAGGAGCAGACAGCGCCCCAGUGUGGACGAGAUGGAGCUGCAGUUGUCUUCGCUGCUCUGUCAGACUGAGUCCAGAGACCGAACCAGAGUCAAACAGGAGCUUCCUCCAGAACCUGUGGUCCAGUCAGACUCUGAGGACGAGACAGGGGCGACAGGUGCGACAGGUGAGGACAGCACUGAAGAGGAAGAGGAAGAAGAAGAAGAGGAAGAGGAGGAAGAAGAGGAGGAGGAGGAAGAGGAGGAGGGGGAGCUGGCCAUGUGGUCUCCUGAGAUUCUGACCCUGGACCUGAACAAAGAUCCAGACAAAGGACUGGGCUUCAGCAUCCUGGACUAUCAGGACCCUCUGGACCCGGGCCGCUGUGUGAUGGUGGUCCGGUCUCUGGUCCCAGGCGGGUCUGCGGAGCGGAGUGGGGGUCUGUUGCCGGGAGACCAGGUGGUUUGGGUGAACUCCACUCAGCUCCAGGACCUGAGCCUGUCCGAGGCCGUCCAGGUCCUCAAGAUGGUGCCCGCCGGGACCGUCCGCCUGGGCAUCCGCAAACCCCUGGUGGAGCAGGUGGAGGGAGGAAUGGGCGGAGCUGACAGAGUGGGCGGAGCUGACAGAGUGGGCGGGGCACAGGAAGUUCCUCAGGUCGAUGUUCCGAUGGAGGACGAGGAUGAACCGGAGCUGAUCCUGGAUGGAGGACUUCCCCGGUACUCCUCCUCCGCGACCCCCGCGGUGACCCCCGCGAUGACCCCCGCGAUGACCCCCGUGAUGACCCUCGUGACCCCCGCGACCUCCUCGACCUCUGACCUCUCACCUGCCGAGGGGCGGGAAAUGGCCGUGGACGAGGAACAGGAAGUGACCCGGAGUGAAAACGCAGAAGAAGAACUGAGACCUCCCCCCCCGACCUGGGACGAGUGGAGACACUCCCUGGGGAGGGUCAGAAAACAGACGGAGGCGGAGUUUGAGGCGCCGCCGCGUCAGGACGACAAACCCACGACCUCUGACCCCGAGACUGCGGCGUCUGUGAGGAGAAUCCCAGGGCAUCUGAGUGAAUCCAGGGACAGUGAGGCCGACUCUGAGCUCAGUCUGACCGACACCGACACAGAGGCGGCUCGACACGUGGACACGGAGCGACGGAGGAGGCGGGGCCAAAUAGGAACCUAUCCACCAAUCAGAGGAGCCCACAGUGGUCUUCCUCAGAGGGAGGAGGGGGAGGGGGAGGAGACUCCGGCCUUCAGUCACUGGGGACCUCCCAGAAGGGUGGCGGUGUGGGUGGCGCCGGGUCAGUCUCUGGGUCUGAGCAUCGUGGGAGGACGUCACGUGAUCAAACGACUCAGGAACGGAGAAGAACUCAAAGGAAUCUUCAUCAAACAAGUCCUGCCCCAAAGUCCGGCCGCCCAGAGCCAGAACCUCAAGACCGGGGACAAGAUCCUCGAGGUGAACGGCGUGGACCUGCGCGCGGCGUCUCACGAUGAGGCGGUGGACGUGAUAAAGUCGUCUCAGAGUCCGGUUCAGUUUGUGGUCCAGAGUCUGUCCAGCGCUCCCAGGCCCGUGUCCGUCCUGGCGCCGAGUUACAGCAAACACCGAGCCAAGAGGAACACGUCUCCGAAGCUGGCAUUAGCCCCGCCCCCUCCGAGAGACCCGCCCCCUUACAGACCUCCCAGCCAAUCAGAGGCCGGCUCAGACCUGGACCAGACCAAAGAGCGUUAUGCGGAUCUUCCUGGGGAGCUGUUCUGUGUGGACCUGGAGAAAGACCGGACCGGACUUGGACUGAGUCUGGCCGGGAACCGGGACCGGUCCAGACUGAGCGUGUUCGUGGUGGGUCUGAGUCCCGGAGGCGCCGCGGCCAAAGAUGGACGGAUCCGGGUCGGAGACGAACUGCUCGAGAUCAAUAACCAGGUUCUGUACGGGCGCAGUCACCAGAACGCCUCAGCCAUCAUCAAGAGCGCCACCUCCAGAGUCCGACUGGUACUGCUCAGAAAUGCUGACGCGGUGAAUCACAUGGCCGUGGCGCCGUUCUCGUCCCCGCCGGCGCUCGGCUCCGCCCCCUCAGAGGCCGUCCCUCCACUUCCUGUCUCUGGCCCCGCCCUCUCCACAGACAAGCCCCGCCCCCCUGAUCACCUGAACCUGAGCUCCGCCCACAAACAGAGGUCGACGGAGGAGGUGGAGCUAAACGACAUGAACAAAAGCAGCAGCAGCAGCGGCGGCGCCCCCCACAGGCACAGACAGGACACUGCACACAAAAAGAGGCAGAAGUUGGAGUCUCCUCAGAACGACCUUCAGUCUCCCACAGACACACAGGUCAGAGAUGAACCACUCUUUGUUUCUUCCCUGAGCUCCAGAAAAGUCCCUUCAGUGUCUCCUCUGAUGAGCCCCGACCUCCACAACGCAAACACAGAUCCGUCCCUCCGCCCCGUGACCCCUGACCCCUCGUGUUCCCCCGUGACCUCCGACCCCUCGUGCUCCCCCGUGACCUCUGACCCCUCGUGUUGCCCCGUGGUCCCGGGGCAGGAGACGCUCAUCGAGAUCUGCAAAGGACGAUCGGGACUCGGACUGAGCAUCGUCGGAGGAACAGACACACAACUGAACGCCAUCGUGAUCCAUGAGGUUUACCAGGAGGGGGCAGCAGCGAGAGACGGGAGGCUUUGGGCCGGAGACCAGAUCCUGGAGGUGAACGGCGUGUCUCUCCGUUCUUCGUCUCACGAGGAGGCCAUCUCUCUUCUGCGUCAGACUCCGUGUCGUGUGCGUCUGAAGGUUCUGCGGGUCGAGUGUUCGGAGCAGAACCUGCAGCUGCUCACGGUCCAGCUGCACAAGAGGAGUGGGCGGGGCCUCGGACUCAGCAUCGUCGGGAAGAGGAGCGGCAGUGGCGUGUUCAUCUCGGAGGUGGUCAGAGGAGGCGCCGCGGAGCUGGACGGGCGUCUGAUGCAGGGAGACCAGAUCCUGUCUGUGAACGAGGAGGACACGAGGAGCUCCACGCAGGAAACCGUCGCCGCCAUGUUGAAGUGCGCCAGAGGAGCUGUUCUCCUGGAGGUCGGGCGACUCAAAGCGGCUUCGUGGAUCUCCCCCAAAACCAACAAGAACCAGACCCAGAUCCAGACCGAGACCUGCCCCCGAGUCUCUGCCACCACCCCGACCCCGCCCGAGCCUCUGCCCCACGACAACAACAACAAACCCAACGACGUCACCUCCUCUGCACAGACCAACAGCCCAGGUGAAGAGUCUGGCGUUCGCUCUGUGGACAUCACACGGACUCAGAGGGACUCUCUGGGCGUGAGUGUGGCGGGGGGGCGGGGCAGUCCUCUGGGGGACGUCCCUUUGUUCAUCGCCAUGAUCCAGGCCAACGGAGUCGCCGCCAAGUCCAAGAAACUCAAGGUGGGUGAUCGGAUCGUGAGCAUAAACGGGCAGAGUGUGGAUUCUCUGACUCACAGUGAAGUCGUGUCUCUGCUCAAAAACUCCUACGGAAACAUCAACCUGCAGGUUGUUGCAGACACAAACAUUUCUGCGAUCGCGUCUCACGUGGAGAGUUUGUCGAGCAGCUCGGCGCUCUCGUCCAACACGGAGACCAACGAACCCGACUCUCCGCGCUGUAAAACCAUCGUCCUGCAGAAAGGUUCUGAGGGUUUGGGCUUCAGUAUCGUUGGAGGAUUCGGGAGUCCACACGGAGACCUGCCCAUCUACGUCAAGACCGUCUUCAGCAAGGGCGCGGCGGCGUUGGAGGGGCGUCUGCGUCGUGGGGAUCAGAUCGUUUCGGUGAACGGAGAAACUCUGACAGGAGCGAGUCACCAGGAGGCAGUGACUCUGCUCAAGAGACAGAAACCAGGAGAAGUCGUCCUGGAAGUCCUGUCCUGAGACCAAGACCGAGACCAGGACUGAGACUAAACCAGGAUAAACCAAGACUAAACCAGGAGAGGUCAUCCUGCAAGUCCUGUCCUGAGACCAAGACCAAGACUGAGAUCAGGACCAGGACUGAAACUGGACUGGGACCAAGACUAAACCAAGACUAAACCAAAACUACACUAGGUGGUCUUGCAAGUCCACCUCUGGACUUCGUCCCAAGAUCGGGACGGAGUCCAGAGGUGAGACCAGGACCGGGACUGGGGCCAGGACCGUGACUGAGGGACUGAGACCGGGACCGAGGGACUGAAACCAGAACUGAGACCAGGACUAAACCAGGACUAAACCAAGACUUAACUAGAACUAAACCAGGACAAAUAAGGUAUAAAUAAGGUAUAAACCUGGACUGAAACAGGACUAAACCAGGACUAAACAAGGACUAAACCAGAACUAAACCAGGACUUGGACUGGUCUUCACCUUUAAGCAAAAAAGUGAGAUGAAAACAGAAGUGGAGUCGGGUUUGUCAAAGGGACGAGUCUGAGUCUGAGAGUUUGAGAGUUUUUGGUUUUUCCACAGAAUCAAAACUCGACGACUCGACGGGAAAAAUCCAACAAAUGUCACGUUUAGUUUAGUUUAGUUUAAAUCUGAAGUUCUGUCACAUAUUUGCACAAUUUACUAUGUUUUUUUUAAAUGAUCUGCACAUUUUUAUCACUGUUUUUGUCUAAUUCAUGAAAUCUUACAGCACAAAAAACCGACAACACUUUAACUUUUCUCAUUUAUUUAAAACCACAAUCUUACUUUUGAAGAAGAUUCACAAGUGCCAUCGUUAUUUUGUUUUUUUCAGUUCUUCACCUUUUCUUCUAACUCCACUUUUUAUGUAGAUUUAAAAAAAAGUCUUCCACAGAAAAACCCGUUUCAAGUGGUGAUAGAACCGUCGUGAAAUGAGUCGCGCUCUGAUUCUGUGCUCCGUCCCCGAAAACUUUCUAAAUGUAAAAAUCUGUUCUUUCGUCGUCUUUUUUCGUUUUAAAGGUGGUUGUCUUAAAUGUUCCGCAGUGUGGCUUUAAACCCGUGACCUUCAGAUUCUAGAGAACGAUCCUUUACACUGUUUAUUUGAUUUAAUUCAAGUUUAUGAUUUGUAUUUUCUUCUUGAAGGUGCAUCUUUUUCCUCUCUCUGUCCGAGCAGACGGAUCAGGUGCUACGGAGUAAGAAGCUUUCAAAAAUAUUCGUGCACGUAGAAUAGAAAUCGGUGCAUAUUUGUCUGUAGU
Messenger RNA from Boleophthalmus pectinirostris (great blue-spotted mudskipper), 7312 nucleotides. RefSeq names its product PATJ crumbs cell polarity complex component (gene patj). The transcript has 48 exons. Lineage: Eukaryota; Metazoa; Chordata; Actinopteri; Gobiiformes; Gobiidae. Gene Ontology annotation, molecular function: protein binding. Bases 161 to 6061 code for a protein of 1966 amino acids. The record is from RefSeq and is a predicted model, not a curated record.